AUGGCGGCCGGCGGGGGCUCCGGGGAGCAGGUGGACCAGUACCGGGCCGAGGUGGAGCGGCUGACGCGGGAGCUGGCGGAGGCGAACCGGGAGAAGAUCCGCGCCGCCGAGUGCGGUCUGGUGGUUCUGGAGGAGAACCAAACCCUGAAGCAGCAGUACGCGGAGCUGGAGGCCGAACAGGAGGCUCUCCGCCAGGAGCUGGAGCAACUGCAGGAGGCGUUCGGCCAGGCCUACUCCACCCAGCGCAAGGUGGCGGAGGACGGGGAGAGCAACGAGGCCACGCUGCUGCAGGAGUCGGCCACCAAGGAGGCCUACUACAUGGGCCGCCUGCUGGAGCUGCAGGCCGAGCUGAAGCACUGCCGCUCCAGCGCCAGCGGCGCCCAGGCCGACAGCCAGCACCUGGGGGGGCUUCUGCAGGAGACACGAGAGAGUAACGAGAUGCUGGAGCUGCAGAGGAGUCGGAUGCGGGAGGAGAUCAGGGAGUAUAAGUUCCGGGAGGCGCGUCUCCUGCAGGACUACACGGAGCUGGAGGAGGAGAACAUCUCCCUGCAGAAGCUCACGUCCACGCUCAAGCAGAACCAGGUGGAGUACGAGGGGCUGAAGCACGAGAUCAAGGUGCUGGUGGAGGAGACGGAGCUGCUGAACAGCCAGCUGGAGGAGGCCCUGCGGCUGAAGGACAUCUCCCAGGCGCAGCUGGAGGAGGCGCUGGACUCGCUGAAGCACGAGCGCGAGCAGAAGGUGCACCUCCGCAAGGAGCUGGUGCACCACCUCAGCAUGUGCGACGUGGCCUACACGGGCAGCGCCCACCUGACCUUCACCUCCGCGCCGCCCAGCGGCACCGCCACGCCCACCGCCCUGCUCUCGCCCACCUCCGAAGACUCCGCCUCCAGGUGUAAUGGACAUCUCCAGGGGGCAAUAGGGGUGGGGCCAAAUGUCGGGUCUGUAAUCCGGGCCAAUGGGGAGUGUCGGGGGGCGGGGCGUAAGAUGGAGGGGGUGGGGCCUGACCUCUUCUCUGAGAUCAACCUGCCGGAGAUGCAGAAGCUCAGGCAGCAGUUGAUACAGGUGGAACGGGACAACCUGUCUCUGAUCAGCCGCCUGCAGGAGUCCCAGACCCAGCUGCAGCACACGCAGGGUGCCCUGGACGAGCAGCACGACAGGGCCCUCCGCCUCAGCCAGAAGGUCACCGUGCUGCGGCGCCUGCGCCGUGGGGCCCAGCUCGCCCGAGGGGCCUCCUCCGACUCGGACUCCCAGCUCCACGGGGAGGCCCAGUCGGAGCAGGAGAUGGAGGAGGAGGAGAAGGAGGGACUAGACGAUGAGGACGAAGAGGGCAACAGAGAGGGGGAGAGGAGGGGCAGCAGGUGUCACGUGUUUGCGUACCAGACGCCGGGGCUGGAGAUCCUGCAGUGUAAGUACCGGGUGGCGGUGACGGAGGUGGUGGAGCUGAAGGCGGAGCUCCAGAUGAUUAGGGAGCGGUCGGCUGCGGCAGCGGCGGCGGCGGGGGCGGGGGAGGAGAAGGCGAGGGAGGGGCCGUCGGUCAAAGAGAUGGAGGUGCAGGUGGCUCGUCUGGAGAUGAGCUGUCGGGAGGGGCGAGACAAGGUGAAGGGUCUGGAGGCAGACCUGCGCGCGGCCCAGGGUCAGGUGACGGAGGGCCAGGGGGCGCUGAACGCAGCUCAGGACGAGCUGGUGACGCUGAGUGAGGAGCUGGCCCAGCUGUACCACCACGUCUGCCUGUGCAACAACGAGACCCCCAACCGCGUGAUGCUGGACUACUACAGGCAGGGCCGGGGCCUGAGGGGUCUGGCCGCGGGCCUCAAGGCCCUGUCGGCGGACGAGAGCCGCGUGCUGCUCACCCCCCGCCUGGCCCGUCGCCUGGCCGCCGUCGCCGCGGCGACCGCCAGCCCCGGGGAGUCGCGGAGCCCCUCACAGUCCCCGUCCAAAGAGCCGCCGUCCAGGGGGGAGGGGCCGCAGAAGGACACCCCCCAGGGCCCCUCCUCCUCCCAGCGGAGCCCCGGGCCCCACACCCCGCCCACCCGCUCGCCCAGCAUCAGUGCCUCUUCAUCGUCGUCAUCCUCCUCGUCCCCCGCCCUGGAGCCCGCCGGCGAGCUCCGCAGGGAGCCGCUGAACAUCUACAACCUGAACGCCAUCAUCAGGGACCAGGUGAAGCACCUCCAGCGGGCGGUGGACCGCUCCCUGCUACUGUCCCGGCAGCGGGCGGCGGCCCGGGAGCUGGCCCCGCUGCUGGACAAGGACAAGGAGAGCUGCCUGGAGGAGAUCCUGAAGGUCAAGUCCCUGCUGAGCACCAAGAGAGAGCAGAUCGCCACUCUCAGGCUGGUCCUGAAGGCCAACAAACAGACGGCGGAGGUGGCGCUGGCCAACCUGAAGGGGAGGUACGAGGCGGAGAAGUCCAUGGUGACCAACACCAUGACCAAGCUGAGGAACGAGCUCAAGGCACUGAAGGAGGACGCCGCAACCUUCUCCUCCCUCAGAUCCAUGUUCGCUAGCAGGUGUGACGAGUACAUGACCCAGCUGGACGAGAUGCAGAGGCAGCUGUCGGCGGCCGAGGACGAGAAGAAGACGCUCAACUCCCUCCUGAGGAUGGCCAUCCAGCAGAAGCUGGCCCUGACCCAGCGGCUGGAGGACCUGGCCUUCGACCAGGAGCAGACCCACCGGGGGCCCCGCGCCGGGGCCAAGCCCGGCCGCGCCCGCACCGCCACUCCCAAAGUAAGUCCCCCGUCCUCGGGCUUGACCCGGGGCCCCCCGACGACCUCGGGCCCCUGUAGCCUCCCCCCCUCCACCCUAGUCAGCCCCACUUCGGCGGGUUUUGAUAAGGCCCACGUUCUGACACGUAGCCCCUCGUUCGUGGGUUCGGCCGCUACCGCUCUGGCCUCGGGCCUCGCCUCCCCUACCUCCCCUCCUGCCCCGUCCAAGCCGCCCUCGCCCCUGCGGCCGGGGCCCCGGCCCCUCGGGAGCCCGCCGCCCCUGGAGACGCCCGCCUUUUCGUCGGCCUGGACGCCGCACGCCACGCCGCUGCGGGUGCCCCCCUCCCAGUGGACCCUGGGCUUGCGGACGGUGGUGGUCGACUCCCACAGUUUCAGCGUCAGCAUCUCCCCCACCAACCCGUCCCGCGGCCUCCUCUCCAGGGAGCACGCCUCCGACGGCCCCCAGCUCUCGCCCUCCCCCGCCGGCUCCGCCUCCGCCCUAUCUAGGUCCCCCCAGCCCAGCUCCGGCGCCGCCUCCCAGUACCGCUCCCUGCUCCCGUCCGGGCGGCGCUCCGCGUGGAGCUCCACGCCGCGGGCUCGGCCCCUGUCCACGCUGUCGCGGCCCUCGGCCCGCUACACGCCGUCCUUCUCCUCCCCUUACUCGUCCUUCCACUCCCCAGCCUCCUCCUACGGUUACUCCUCGGCGUACGGAAGCGCCUCCUACGCUUCGUCUAGUGCAAACAGGUCCUCCCCUUCCUCCUACAACCACUCCUCCAGCUACAGCCCGCUCUACCCACGGUACUACAGCCCCCAUCAGCCCCGGCACUGA
Molecule: messenger RNA, 3528 nt
Organism: Gadus chalcogrammus (walleye pollock)
Lineage: Eukaryota; Metazoa; Chordata; Actinopteri; Gadiformes; Gadidae
Product: protein bicaudal D homolog 1-like
Exons: 11
Coding region: 1-3528 (1175 amino acids)
Biological process (GO): protein localization to organelle; microtubule anchoring at microtubule organizing center; regulation of microtubule cytoskeleton organization
Cellular component (GO): cytosol; Golgi apparatus
Molecular function (GO): dynein complex binding; dynein intermediate chain binding; cytoskeletal adaptor activity
Source: RefSeq, a predicted model, not a curated record